AGAGAGAGAGAGAGAGAGAGAGAGAGAGAGAGAGAGAGAGAGAGAAAGGGCUAGGCGAGACUGUGCUUCGAGAGAGAAGACAGACCAGGCAACGAGUCAUCCUAUUGCCUACCGAAAAGUCAUAUGCCCAUACACGCGCGUAAGACGCGUGCGGCUUGCGAAGAAAUCGAAAUGGUGGAGUUGUGUGGUAGCGGCCAAGCAUCCUCAGCUAUGGGGGUGAUGGGUAUCGGCUCGGUGGUGUCUGCGGCGACGUCGUCGUCCUCCUCGUCAACCACCACUACCACGGGGGCUUCGUCCUCUGCGUCGGGCCGCGCCGGCGUCCUCGAGACCCAAGUGCGCGGUCAAUGGUAUCGCGUGUUUGUCUCGCUGGAAGACGAUUAUCUCAGCAUCUCCCUUGACGAGAGCUGCGAGACCAGCAACAUUGCUCUGAAUAACGGCAACAUCAACAACAACAACGUGGACAGUCUGAACGAUCCGGACGUGCCCGACUCCGUGGCUAAUCAGAAGCGCAUUGUCCGCGUGGUCAAGAGCGACAAUAAUGGCCUCGGGAUUUCGAUCAAAGGCGGCAAGGAGAACAAAAUGCCGAUCCUCAUCUCGAAGAUUUUCAAAGGCAUGGCCGCGGACGCCACCGAGCAACUCUACGUCGGCGAUGCCAUUCUGGCGGUGAACGGCGAGGACCUGUGCGAAGCCACGCACGACGAGGCGGUGAAGGCGCUGAAGAGGGCUGGCAAGGUCGUCGAGCUGGAAGUUAAGUAUCUGCGAGAAGUGACGCCAUACUUCAGGAAGGCUUCGAUCAUUCAGGAAGUGGGCUGGGAACUUCAGCGCGGUUUCCUCAGCGCGACGCCGCCACCGCCAAAGUCACCACCGCGAGCGGAUACUCGUUAUCUGCCAUUACAACUCUGCAGACUCACCAGGGCGCAUCCCUCUUCCGAUCCCGAAGGACGCAUCCUGGAGCUGCACUCGCCUGAUGGCGUCCACGAGUGUUGGUUGAGAGCCACUGACAACACCGAGGCGAAUGUCUGGUUCAAUGCUUUGCACUCGGCGCUGGCAGCCCUCACCUUGAAAGCGUUACGACUGGCCUCAGCACUUCCGGAUCCGCAGCAGCUUCAGCACAUCGGCUGGCUCGCAAGGAGACAUUGUCUUCAGAACGGACGGGCCAGCAGCGAGAGCAGCGAGGACGGGGCCGGAAGCAGUGCGAGCACCUCGCGAGGAGCCGGCAGCGGAUUUGGCCUGGCCGGUGGAUGCACCGGCGGAUGGCGCAGUGUCUUUGGUGCAGUUUCAGGACGAGAACUCAGAUUGUACGAAUGCGCACCUUGGAGUCCAGAAGCCUGGGCUUCCCCGAGUAUUACUUGCCCGCUUAUCGCGACACGGCUGGUCUCCUCCCCGACGCGGCAGAACGAAGCGGCGAGCAGCAGUAGCGGCUCGACUCAGCACGGGGCGACGUUCGCGGUUCGGGUCGGCACCAUCGACGGGGUGAUCACGCAUCACUUGCGGGCCGAAACACGAAGAGAUUUGGCGGCCUGGGCGCGGGCGAUCGUCCAGGGGUGUCACGCGGCCGCUCAUUCUCUGCGUGAAUACACUGUCCGUUGCACGUGGCAGGGCAAGUCCUGUCAGCUGGUUGUCAACCAUGAGGAAGGCUUCGCGCUUUACACCGCCGGAACGCGGGGCACUGCUGGGAAUGGCGUGAGUCCUGGAUCGCCGCCCACGCCACUCUGGAGAAGAUCCUUCGACAAAUUGAAAAUGUCCUCAGACGACGGCGCUCGUCUUCUGUGGCUCGAUUUUGGAGGCGAAGACGGCGAAAUUGAGCUCGACCUAGAGAGCUGUCCGAAACCGAUCGUGUUCGUCUUGCACAACUUCCUCUCGGCGAAAAUUCAUCGGCUCGGUCUGAGUGCAUAGGGGCACGAGGGGGCCCUGAUAGAGGCCCCCGAUCUUCCUCCUCACACUACCAGGUCCGUUACCAGCGUCUUUCUUCACUGAACCAGAAAGAAUUGCGACGCGAAAGAGAAAGGGGGGCUUUUCUCUUCGAUGAUUCGACGGUAAGGAGACUCGAUGAGACACGAAAUGUCCUGGUGGGUAAUGGGUACAGGGACUAUACCUUUGUUAAGCAUAUUCCGCGUCGUGUGCAUCCUCUUCUGGUUCUGGAGCUUUGGAAGUCGAGGAGGGAAGAGGCUUGGAGCGAGAGAGGGUAAAUAGUAAGAUAAGUUUGGAAACGACUGGUAGGAUAAAGAAUCCGUGGGUAACGGUCCGAGGAUUCCGUAAUUGGAAGACUCUAUGAUAUGAGAAAUGGAUCUAAAAAUCCCGAUCUAAGCGUUUCCCAAGUACAUGGAUAUUCCAAAGGCUGAAAAAGUAAGAUUCCAAGUAUCAAAUAUUUAAGGUUUAAGAGUCCAUCGAUCUAGAUUCCUAGUAUUUGCGAGUGUAAGAUCUCUCAAGAUCCAGAGAGUCGCUGAGAGAGAACAGCGUUAAAAGAAAAGAGGAAAAGAAGGGAAAAACAUCCCCUAGGAAACGGAGGUUUUAGAAUCCUCAAGAAUCAUAUCCCACUUUACGAGUUAUUCCGUUGAUCCGCGUGCUCUAGCAUUUAAUGUGUCAGGUAUUCUCCAGAGCCCCCCUCCCUCUCUCCCCCCUCGAAAUGUUUAUAAUUCCGACAAAUUUCCGAAGUGACGGGAUCCAGUAUCUAAAGCUCCAAAAGUGUCUGAAGUUCAAAAGUCUCAACGGCCUAGUUUUCCCUACUAAGGAUCCGAAGUUCCAAAUCGCACAUACCCUAGAAUUCUCGGACUCGGUCCAAGGAACCCAGUAUCUCUCAGCCAGGGAGAUACAAGCGGGAUAAAGGAAAGGUUGUAUAAGUCUGAGCUUGAUGGUGCAUGUUGGUGAGGAUCUUCGGGUGAAGCUCGAUCGCGAUAAAUCGUGUCCGUCGACCCGAGACGGUCGUUAAAAAUCGGGUGGCAGUCCCUUUUCUCGCUUUUCCCCGUAACGAUAAUCGAUACGAAGCCAUCCACGAGACGAUAUAUCGAAGAAAGUACGACGUGCGACAAGGAUAAAGAGGCGGAGAGACGAAGAGGAACACCCACGCCGCUAAUCAACGCGCCUAAGUAACUAAUUAAUUAACUACUUACCUAACCCUAAGUCUAAUUGCGAGGAACUGACUCGGCAGAUUAUCGAUAAAUAUUCAGAUACAGUGUCGGGUGUGUCGAGUUGCGAUUACUGUAAUGAGCAUGUAAAUCAGAUGAGCAUGAUGGUUUAAGCGAUCGUUUAAACGACGACAUGUCGACUCUCAAAUGUAAUUUGAGUAAUUUGGAUUUCGGGAAAUAUAAUGACGCAGUGUGCAAUCGAGUUUGAUGAUCGUUAAUUAAAAAAAAAAAAAUGUUUCCAAUUAUCGUGGAGAAAAAAAACAUUUGAUUAAAUUAAACGUUCACUCUCCGAUUUCAUGAGAUAUUAUUUGUUUAAUAAAAUUUGCGAAACAAAUAUUUUAUUGCAAACAAUAAUACCUAGCCAGCGGCUUCGAUUUCAUUGAAUACAAAUAUUUAGAUUUAAUUUUAUUUUAAUGGAUUUAAUUAAGCUUUAAUUAAAUUACGAUAUUUUAGUAGAUGAUUUACAUGCCAUUCCCGCUUUUGUCAAUUUGUGCUUUACUAUCUUCAUUAAUGUUUUAUUUGGUAACAAAUGGAAAUAGGCCACUGAUGAAAUCCCUUUCAGCUUGACGAACUUCAAAUAUUGACACUUAGUCAAUUUUAAUAUAAAUCACCCGUUAUUUCGGCCGGGGCGUUUCAAAUCGCUUUCGAACUCUCUUCUAUAGUCUUUAUUUUGGCGCAGCAUUUUUGGAAGAUUUCACGAAAUGAUUAGAAAAUCCCUCGCAACAAUAAAAUCCAAGAGUUUGUAUUUGUCGUUUAAACAUCGCGCCAACUCUGCGCGCAUGAUCGAGGCGUUUAAGUGAAGAGCGUACUUGUUACGAAAGUAGAAGCUAAUCACGAUAUAAGACCUGUGUUUCCACCGUGCGUUUAGCGUUUGACGUGUGACAUCCAGUCCUGAGGUCUAGCUCUUGUCAAGAUAUCACGUUGUGUGCAUUCGACGUGAACUUAGAGACACCAAUCGUAUAAUCACACUUAAUAUUAUAUAAUACUAUAUUACGACAAAAUUGACUAUAUCCACGAUAGAAUCCACUAUAGAACGUCACAAUGUCGUAAUAUUUGAAAGUAAUAUCCCAGGAAACGUGCGGCAACAUUUAAUGCCACAUUUGUGUCGAUGUAAUGCGGUAAUACGGGACUUCGGCGUUAAUUGCACGGUGAAAACGCGGCCAUUAUUAUCUAACAAUGAGCCGCCCGUUGGCAUUCGACCUGCCAGUUCCCUCGAAGACUUGAAGAGCUCACACGUUCUUUUAAACACACAGAGCGGAUUAUUUCGCACAUUCUUUCGAUUUUACAAUUGAAUUUACCGUAGAGCAAACAGAGGAAGAAACAUAUCAUUAAGGUAACUCCACCUUGAGAGAGAAUCAUAUCACACGGACAAUGGAUCCCUUCGUACAAUUAAGUCACCAUCAAGAUUGUUUUCGAUAUCUUGAUUAAUUGCUGAGAUAUAGAUUUGUAAAGGGUCAUGUGUGACUCACCGCUGCGAAUUACAGAAUACAGAUACCGCAAUAACGCAUUAUAUUAUGUGUUGCACAACGUAAUUGUUAGGCAUUUAUUUUAAAACACAUAUACACGAAACGCACACGAAAUAUCAAUCAAUGUGUGAUAUUAACGGUUCCUGUAACAUUGACGUCAAAACGACUGAUACACGCAAAGAUGUCACUGCGAAGGAAUACAAUCAUUUUCUUCUGAUAAUUGGCGAACGCGCAAAUGAUUGUUUCGCUAUCAGAAGCUGGUAUACUCGGCGACGCGUAUACUUAAAUUAACUUUUCGUUAUUGCACCUCGACAUCGAAAAAUAAGGGAAUCAAAACGGGCACGCGCAGAGCUUUGACGAAUCGCAAUCGACGCGGCCACAGCUUGUCUCAUUUUUAGGUACAUUCAGAGAAAUAAGAAUUUACACUUAGGCAAUUGUGCGCAGAGAGAAUAGUCGAGAGCAUCGUAGAAACGAUUCCUGAAUUGACUGCUGGCUUCGUAUACGGCGGAGAAUGUCACGUACUUAAAUUUUACACAGGGAUUUCUGGUCACCUUCGUUGUUGUUUUUUCGAAAAACUCGUGCGCGCGUCGCACAGCACCAAAGUCCGCGGAGUUGGGAACACCUGGAAAGGACUUAAGGAGUUUACUCCCUUGAUCUUCUGGCGGGAACUUUCCGCGAGAUAACGUGUUUCGUUUCGGUAAGGCGAUAUUUAUGUCACUCCCCCUCCUAUCCACAGUCAAAGCGCCUCGAGUGAGUAUACGGAAGUUGGAAUAUCCUGCGCGUUUCUCGGCCAAAAUACCUUCUCGGAAUUGUACUCGAGAGCCGCGAGGCGAUCGCCAUCGAUCUCAGCCAGACAAAAUGGAAAUAUCCUCCUUGCGACCGUUCCUAGAGGCGAGGCGAGGCGAGGCGAGGCGAGACGGUGCGAGAAGCAAGGCUGACUUACGUUCAGGAUCCUUCGUCUUCAUGUCCUCGCGUUAAAAGAGGAUUCCAGCGUUCUUGAAUUCCUGAGUUCGGCACUGUUAAGAUCCGUAAAACUCCUGUCUGGCAAUGCGCCUUCAUCUUUCCUUCUAUUGCUGAAGUGACGGCUAUUGACGUCGCUUACGCGAAGAUAUAUAAAAAUGACGAUUGAUACAACAAUGCGCGGCGAAAUCGAAGUGAAAAAUGACUGCGUUAGUUUACGUAAAAAAGAGCGAGUAAUUGUUUACCCUUCCCUUACUCCUCUCUCUCCCAAGAGUAUAAAAUGGUGAAGUUUAUUGUACAGAAUCGAGGGAACCAAGUGUUUGUCGAUGUUAAUCCUAGAAAAAACGAUACAUUUUUGCACGAUCAAAAAAAAAUUGCCCAAACGGUUGUUGCACGAAAUUCCUCAAACAUUUUGAUUUUAUGGCCGUAUGAAUUAUGGUACUAUGAUUCAUACGUUCGCGAUAAAUUUGCACAACAGUCGUUGCCGGGCAAACUUUUAGGUGGUGUACGGUUCGCCAAAAAUAUCGUUCUGAACCACUGGUUCGGCGUUGCUUAUAACUUUAGGCAAAACUUCAUCAGAGGAGCGGAACGCGUGAAGUAAAAGCAGGUUCCUUCAUAAAUCAAUGGGCGGCCAUUCUAGCUGUUUUAUACGAUUCGUAUCCUUUAAACUUAAGAUAGCGAGGAGCGUCGAUGUGUGCAGCCUGAUUUCUUUGUUUCCCAGAAUUGCAUGUUAAAAUUGAUUGUGCGUGUCUUCAUGUUGAAGGUGAGAAAUGUAAGAUCUAAAAGAUCAUAGGGGGAGAAGAAGAAGAUAAAGUUCCAUGAUUCUCGUUCUCGAGGAGAACCAUGAUUUCUACUCAAAAAAUAAAAAUAAAAUAAAGACUGUCGGAGGAUGUAAUAAUCAAAGAAUCCAUGACUUCAAAAUCAUCAAAUUCACUUCUAAUUUUUUAAUUAUGUGUUUAAGCAAGCUUAAUUUUAACUGCGACUUAUUUUUAACUUAUUGAAAAUAAAUUUUAAGGCAGAAUUCAAUACAAAUUAUGGUGUCUAGAAAUUAAGGAAUUCAGCAAUUUUGUGUGUAUUUAGAUGAAAUAUAAAUUCUAGAGUUUACAAAUGUGUGUGGGUGCAGGGAUUUAUAUAAAGAUCUAGUUUUUCCAAAGUUUUAAGAUGUCCCAUAAAAUUUGAAAAAUCCCUAAAACCUAAUCCAAAAGAUUUUGACGACCCGUGCUCGUGACCUUUGCGAGUUCGUAUUUGAGAAUUUCUUUAAUUUUAAACAGCAAAGUCGUUGACUCGAAAAUUAAAUGUGUACUAGCAAUUAGCACUAUUGUCGCAGUUCCCAAAUUAUCCAGAAACGACGAAAUCAGGCGUUGAAGGAAUUAUCCUUGACACAAAGUUACGGAAGAAUGUAAGAAUGGAUUUUCUUCACAGACUUUUAUAGCAUAUUGAAGUAUAUUAACAUACUAUACUUCACCAGACUAUAUCAAUGUAAGUAAUCACUAAGCCGUUGCUUUCAUCUGCAUAAUUUGUUGCAAAACAAACCAUUUUGUAUCACCGACGAAAUAACAAUAAAAGCCAUUUCUCUAUACGCAGAGAUUCGUUCGUAGCGUUUCUACAUCUUGGAAUAUCAUAUGAAAUCAUACAUUCCUGAAUUCGUUUUCUUCUCAAUAUUUGUUAUAUAAACACUUUCUUUUGACUACUGUAAUAAUAAUAAAACGAUAAUAUUAAUAUUAAUAAUGAUAAUAUUAAUAAUAAUGAUAACAAUAAUAAUAUUUUUACUACUGGUAAAUUCUUGUAUCACAAAUUCGACUAAUAUGGCGGUCUGGUGUGUGUUAUAGAGGCCUGUGAUUUUCUUUCUCUGUAUAAAUUCGAGUGUCUCCCAUCGAGAUUGUUGAGUGUUGUCUAGGGUGGACGUACAAUAAUAAGAUUUAGACAUUAAGUAGACAUAUCAACGAAGCCAUGUAUCAUUGAUUGUCUCCAUUUGUCAUUUUCCGGCCGCUUCUUGCGCUUCUCGAGCUGAAACGGCGCAGUCUUUUAGCGCCUCGUAAUUCGCCCACGCGGGCUCGUUUCUGUAUAUAGAUUAUUUAACGCGGUCGCCGCCAUGACGAUUACUGACAAUCGCUCGUUUAUUGUGUCUGUCAAAGAUUCUCGACAACUUUACACUACGCUAAUCCGUGAUUCUCUAAGGCUAGAGGGUUAGGUUAGGUUGAAAACGAUUAGGACUUGAUGAUUCGUUUGCUUAAACUUCCAUUCGUCUGUGUAUAGUAUUAGAUAAAUUGUGUAAAUAUAUUAAUGAAUAUUUUAUAUAUACAUAUAUGUAUAAGUUAUGCGCUAGAGUGAUGCAGUCUAAUAUUUGGCAUUGGGAAGAAUGGCGGCGAAAGUGUUGAUGAUGAUGACGGCAAAAAUGACUUCGCGUCCGUUUCGGGUCGGUGGAGCGUAAUUCGCAGAAGCAUGCGACUGUUAACGAGUUAUUAAUACGAUCAUCAGUAACGAAACUAAGUUGAACAUUGAAGAUUUUGUUGGCGGAUUCGUUCGCGCGUGAAAUGUGUAUUUUUCUAAUGAUUUAGGGCGAGUCAUUACCAAGAUGCGUGAUGAGUUUACUUUUGCUUUACUUCCUUUAAGUUUAGAGUCAGUUUAUGUAUCGAUGAGUUACCAAAUAAAAGAGAGCGGUUAGAACAACGAACGGUUGGUUGUCUUUCAUCCAAUUUCAUCAAGUUCUUCCAUUACAUCGGAGUUUGUUCGUUGUGUUUUCGAAUUAUUAGUUAUAUAAA
Molecule: messenger RNA, 8313 nt
Organism: Odontomachus brunneus
Lineage: Eukaryota; Metazoa; Arthropoda; Insecta; Hymenoptera; Formicidae
Gene: Syn1
Product: beta-1-syntrophin
Exons: 8
Coding region: 124-1896 (590 amino acids)
Cellular component (GO): dystrophin-associated glycoprotein complex; intracellular anatomical structure
Molecular function (GO): structural molecule activity; protein binding
Source: RefSeq, a predicted model, not a curated record